This is a messenger RNA of Poecilia reticulata (guppy), 918 nucleotides long. NCBI's taxonomy places the organism in Eukaryota, Metazoa, Chordata, Actinopteri, Cyprinodontiformes, Poeciliidae. The record is from RefSeq and is a predicted model, not a curated record.
UCGGUGCAUCCGCCCUCUCUACUCUGUGCAGCCUGUUGCUGCCAAACCAGUUGGCAGGCUAUGUGAUUUAAAUGAUUAGAAAGCCUUUUUGAACUCAGGUGACAUCUUCGUUUAGAGAGACUUCUGCCUUAAACUACAAUUCUGGAUUUGAGUAAAUUCUCAGGGAGCGCACUUUUGGGGGUGGGGUGGGGGGGAGGCGUCGCACCUUCUUCAACCUCUGUGGUUGUGAUUUUUGUUUUGAUUUUUUUUUUUCUUUUUCUUUUUUUUUUUUUUUUCCUGCGCGAUUUGAAUGAGUUCUUCCUGGUACACCAUGCCGUUCUGGAGCAGGAGCCGGUCUAGCGAAAGUGCGGCACCGUGUGCAUGAGUUGCCGAAACUUAAAUGUGCAACAAGAACAGCCAGCUGAUCACCGCGCCUCUUCUGGUCAGGUCUCCCAACCUGACUCCCUCCCUUCUCAAUCGGCUGCAGAACAACCUCUCCAGGAUGGUCUGCCUGCGCGCACCGGGAGCUGCGGGCGCCCUUAAAGCAACAGUUUUCCUCCUCAACAUCAUCUCCGCUGUGGUGGCGAAGAGACACGUGGUUUACUGGAACUCUACGAACACAAGGUUGACAGCGGGAGAUCUGUCUGUCCAGUUGAAUCUCAAUGAUUACCUGGACAUCUACUGCCCCAGCUACCCCAACUCGGGGAGUUUGGUUCCGGAGCAGCCGGAGACUCUGGUCCUCUACCUGGUGGAGGAGGAGGCUUUCAAAGGCUGCGUGGAAACAAAAAAGGCCGUCAAGAGGUGGGAAUGCAACACCCCGUUUGCUCCGUUUGGACCGGUCCGCUUCUCUGAAAAGAUCCAAAGGUUCACCCCGUUCUCGCUUGGCUUUGAGUUUCUGCCAGGGAGACACUACUACUACAGCUGUAAGUAGAGGGGUUG